UCGAAACCAUUCGUGAGUAUCUAUAAAUUAGACGAUAUAGCCUCUCUGCAUAUUGUCUUCAAAGCUCUCAUAGUACACAUUGAUACCUUCCUCGUUUUCCCCUAAGCCUUAUUGUGUGUGUUCACCAUUAAUGGACCUCGCUCACGUAUGCUUCUUCAUAUGGAUUUUAGCCAUUCUCACCUUUUAUCAACACCCCAUCAAUGUAAAUGCAAGGUACCAUUACCACAAGAAGCAACAAAAAACCAAAGGGUCUCCUUUUAUUGAUGAAGCACCAGCACCGGCACCAGCACUUGUUCCUUCAACACCUGCUGACCCUCCAUCCAUUCCCUCGGACCCAUACCCGACCGAUCCCGGCGAUACAUUGGACUGCAUUUUCGAUGUGACCGCAUAUGGUGCGGUCGGCGAUGGUUCUUCAGACGAUACGGUGGCGUUUAGGGAAGCAUGGAAAGCUGCUUGUAGUGUUGAAUCAGCCACCAUUUUGGUACCAUCUGAUAAAAGUUUCACCAUCACUUCUACUAUCUUCUCAGGGCCAUGCAAACCUGGACUUGUGCUACAAGUUAAUGGGGUCCUAAUGCCACCAAAGGGACCAGAUUGUUGGCCAAAAGCUGAUAGUCGCAAGCAAUGGCUGGUGUUUUAUAGGCUUGAUGAUAUGAAGCUUACUGGUAAUGGAACCAUUGAAGGAAAUGGACAUAAGUGGUGGGAACUCCCUUGCAAACCUCACAAGGGUCCAAAAGGUUCGUCUCUGCCAGGACCAUGUGAAAGCCCUGCUAUGAUUAGGUUCUUCAUGAGCUCCAAUAUAGUAGUAAGUGGCCUAAGGAUCCAAAACAGCCCUCAAUUUCAUAUGAAAUUUGAUGGGUGUGAAGGAGUUUUGAUUGAAGAACUGUCCAUUUCUACCCCUAAACUUAGCCCUAACACUGAUGGGAUCCACAUUGAGAACACAAAAUCUGUUGGAAUUUACAAUUCAAUGAUUAGCAAUGGUGAUGAUUGCAUUUCAAUUGGUCCUGGAUGUUCUAAUGUAGACAUUAAUGGUGUAACUUGCGGGCCAAGUCACGGGAUCAGCAUUGGGAGCCUCGGAGUGCAUAAUUCACAAGCAUGUGUUUCGAACAUAACCGUACGUAACGCGGUGAUAAGAGAAUCAGAUAACGGGGUUAGGAUCAAGACAUGGCAAGGUGGGACAGGGUCGGUAUCGGGCAUAUCGUUCGAGAACAUCCAGAUGGAGAACGUUAGGAACUGCAUCAUCGUUGACCAGUACUAUUGUUUGUCGAAGGAAUGCUUGAACCAAACCUCAGCCGUUUACGUCACUGAUAUUCGAUAUAAGAACAUCAAAGGCACUUAUGACGUAAGGAACCCCCCGAUCCAUUUCGCGUGUAGCGACACUGUGGCUUGUACGAACAUAACGAUGGCAGAAGUCGAGCUUUUGCCACAAGAAGGAGAAUUGGUGGAUGAUCCAUUUUGUUGGAAUGCUUAUGGCAUUGAAGAGACCUUAACUAUACCUCCUAUUGGUUGCUUGCAGGAAGGGAUGCCCCAAGCAAUAACAGAGACCUCUCAGUAUAGUUGCUGAUAUCGAUAUAAGUAGAUUUAGUUUCAUUAUAUAUACAUACAUAUAUAGAUUACUAUCAUAUACAAGAUAUAGUAUUGUUACUUUAGCCUUUAGGUUUCAUCCUUAUGAGGGUUUAUUUUCCUUCAUUGUGUGAUGAGAUAUGUACUACUACUAGUGUAGUACAGUAGCAAUGCCCAAAUGGGAUUUAUAUUUUGCUGGCCCUUGGGGUGUUAUGCUUUGGGUUUGUUUUACAUUAUUUAUAUAUAUAUAUAUAUAUAUUGUAGACUUUUAAUAUCAAAUAUAAUCCAUUUUGUUGUUUUCUGAAUGCCACAAGUAGAUUUAAGUUGUUGUGAUA
Gossypium arboreum is the source of this 1895-nucleotide messenger RNA. Its product is annotated as polygalacturonase At1g48100. The transcript is spliced from 6 exons. Gene Ontology annotation, biological process: carbohydrate metabolic process. The coding region runs from base 131 to 1561 and encodes 476 amino acids. Gene Ontology annotation, molecular function: polygalacturonase activity. Lineage: Eukaryota; Viridiplantae; Streptophyta; Magnoliopsida; Malvales; Malvaceae. The record is from RefSeq and is a predicted model, not a curated record.